AUGGCAGAAAAUAGUUCAAACAAUUCGAUCCAAAAUCCAACCAAUUCGAUCCAGAAUUCAACCAAUUCUGCUCAAAUUGGUUAUGCUGAUCAGUAUUUUCUAGGCUCUGGAGAUCAUCCAGAACAACAAUUAGGAUCUCACAAAUUUAAUGGUGAUAAUUUCCUCAGUUGGAAUCGUGUAAUACGAAUGGCACUUGGUGCGAAGAACAAAUUGUGUUUUGUUGAUGGUUCAUGUAAAAGACCUGCUACUAAUGAUCCUGAUCUACAGAAAUGGAUAAGAAAUGAUUAUAUGGUUCAAUCAUGGAUCAUAAAUUCCAUGGAUAAAACAAUUUCUGAAGGUUUCUUGCUACAACAAUCUGCACGCCAAUUAUAUGAAGAAAUUCUUGAAAGGUAUGGCCAAUCAAAUGCACCACAAUUGUUUGAAUUACAUCAAAAGUUAACUUCUAUUCAACAAGAUUCACACUCUAUAGUUGAAUAUUAUUCUCAAUUAAAGCGAGUAUGGGAUGAAAUUCAAUUACUAGAUGCAUUUCCAGAUUGUGAUUGUGGUGCUUUAGAAAGUUGCACUUGUGGAUUGCUUAAAAAAGUAAUUGCUGCUGAUCAGAAACAGAAACUUAUUCAGUUUCUUUCUGGUUUAAACCUUGAUUAUGCUUCUUCUAGAACCAACAUUUUAAGCAUGGAUCCUUUGCCUACUGUUAAUAGAGCCUACUACAUUCUAUUACAAGUAGAAAAACAAAAUAAGUUGAGUGAAAAACAACAAGUUUCAUCUCAGAUUAGUGCUUUUGCAUCAAUGAAACAAAAUUUUCAUCUACCUCCUUCUUCUAAUCCUGGUGUUAAAAGAGAGUUUAAGAAGUUUAAGGUAGAUAAGCAAGACAGAAAAUGUACACAUUAUAAGAAACUUGGUCACACAGUUGAUCAAUGUUUCAAGUUGACUGGUGUUGUCCCUGAGUGGUUUAAUAAUCUGAGAAGUAAACAAGUUGGAGGUUCAAGAAUGGUUGCAAAUGCCUAUGAUAUGACUACUGACAACUUCAUGGAUGAUAAUCCUUUGGAUCCUGCAAAUCAAUCUUCUAAACCUGAAGUUAAGAUUGAUUCUACCUUGGUGAAUGCUGUUUAUAAAGAGAUGAUGAAGAUGAUGAAGAAUCAAUCUGCCACUGGAGAAACAUCAACUCAUUCCAUCAAUUUUGCAGGUACAAUUUUAGUUUCUAAUGCUGAAACUUUACAUUCUUCUAGUCACCUGGAAUGGAUUGUGGAUACAGGUGCCACAGAUCACAUGAUCUGUGAUAAAUCUUUAUUCCUUGAUUUCAAGGUUUUACCUCAACCUAUUAAGGUUGGUUUACCUGAUGGUAAACUUAAAUUGGUUACUCAUGUUGGUACUGUCCAAUUCACUUCUAAUUUUAAGCUUUCAAAUGUUUUCUUGCUACCAGAUUUCAAACAUAAUCUACUCUCUGUUGGGAAAUUGUUAGAUGAGCAUCAAUUGUUUGCUAAAUUUACACCUACUUCAUGCUUUUUUCAUGACCUUACAACUAGCCAAAUCAAGGCAGUUGCUGUCAGAAAGGCUGGUUUAUACAAAUUCCACACUGAUUUUUCUGCUUCAUGUUCACCUUCUGCCACAUGUUCUGCUUUACACACUCAAGUUUCUUUACCUUCUUUUGCUGUAUGUCAUUCUAGACUAGGGCAUCCUUCUAUUCAUACUAUGAAUUAA
This is a messenger RNA of Beta vulgaris subsp. vulgaris (sugar beet), 1698 nucleotides long. RefSeq lists its product as uncharacterized. Lineage: Eukaryota; Viridiplantae; Streptophyta; Magnoliopsida; Caryophyllales; Amaranthaceae. The coding region runs from base 1 to 1698 and encodes 565 amino acids. The record is from RefSeq and is a predicted model, not a curated record. The transcript has a single exon.